GGUGCCAGUGAAUUCAUGAAUUCCCCGCACUGUUUUCAAAUCAAUUGACGAUGACAGUCGGCGAACAAAGGCUUUCUUCGGGGUUUAAUAAGAUCACCGUCCAGGAUGAUCCCCGGGCACUACUCCCCCUGCUCAAAUCCCAGCUGCCUCAUUCGAUUCCUCUCCUCCGGCGUCUGCAGCACAACCUGGCAUUCCCGUCAAAGACGGCCAGACUGCUGACGACGUUUCCAGGGGUCGAGCCUCCCUCUGGACCAUGGCUGGCUGCGUAUGUGGAUCUUCCACGUGGGCGAGAGACGCAGAUGACCCUCUAUUCGAGUCUCGAGCGGGAGUCUGUUGAUGAUGAUGACAAGGAUCCUGCUGUCAUCUCCACUCUCCACGGUCCCCCCGAAACUCUAGCGCUGGCUCGCGCACAACUAUUGGCCUUGCUCUCGUAUACCAAGUCAGCGUUGUUGCCGGGGUACCUGGCCUCUCUUACUGCCCCAAGCGCAUUUCUCAUUGGAAACCUGCAUACUGGCCUCAUGGCCUUGCUGAAGCAGUCGGGGAUUUACACGGACCCGGAGACGGUACCAGGUAUCCGGAUCCACCGCUACGAUAAUCCCCCAUAUGUCAAGUACCUGUUUCGGACUGUGCACUCGCACUCACCAUCUAGAAAGCUAGAUACAGGACUACCACCCGGGUAUCGGUUCCAGGACCGUCAAGGGCGAAUGGGAGUCCUCCCACACCACUAUGCGCUGGUGCGUAGCCGGACGCAUCUGCCCCGUUCGGACGAGACACUGUCCAGGAUCCCGGGAGUGGCUGUGUAUGUUGAUCGCCCUGGAGAGGGGGAGGAGACACCCAUCGCGUGGGUCUUUCUCGGCCUUGACGGGAGUUUGGCGACAUUGUUUGUUGAGCUAGAGCAUCGCGGCAAGGGAAUCGCUGAAGCGCUUUCGCGCGGGCUGAUGCAACGUGGGAUGGCGGAAGGAGGGAUCUGGCGGGAGGUUGGCGAAGAAGGUGAGGUGUGGGUUCAUGCGAAUGUGCUUGCGACGAACGGGGCCAGUCGGCGGGUUCUGGAGAAACUGGGAGGAGAGGUUGGAUGGACGAAUACGUGGACGGUGGUCGAGUUGCAGAGCUGAUAGAAUCAUGCAGAAGCAGAUGACUUCCAGCUAUGCUGUCCUUUUACAGACAAUACUUGGACGAUGGUCCUGUUUCAUAUUAGGGCAACGGUAGAGAAGCAAUCCUAAAUCAGAUAAC
Messenger RNA from Aspergillus novofumigatus IBT 16806, 1230 nucleotides. RefSeq names its product GNAT family N-acetyltransferase. The record is from RefSeq and is a predicted model, not a curated record. NCBI's taxonomy places the organism in Eukaryota, Fungi, Ascomycota, Eurotiomycetes, Eurotiales, Aspergillaceae. The transcript has 2 exons. Gene Ontology annotation, molecular function: acyltransferase activity, transferring groups other than amino-acyl groups. The coding region runs from base 51 to 1112 and encodes 353 amino acids.